AUGGAGCAGCUAGAGGGGCCGGGUCCAGACACGGGCUCUGAGGAGGUCAACCCGUUCUACCUGCAGCAGCUCCGGGAGCUGGACAUCCCCGAAGAGGCGGCCAAACAGGCGCUGCUGCAAACGCGGAACGUGUCAGCUGAGGAGGCGGCCAUGUACUACUUCAACAAGCUGGAGAAUGAGGUGGCUGCACAGGUGGGCCAUGCUGCCGUGGGUCUGUACCAAGCCCUACAGGAGAGGAAUAGCUGGAGGGAGAUGGCCUGGAAGUGGGACCACAGUGGAGCCAAGAAGGUGGUGGUCCAAGGCACCAACAUGGCUCACCUGCUGGAGCUGCAGGCCCUGGCCAUGAGUCUCAACUUACCUACUUACCUGGUCCAGGAUGCAGGACUCACCCAGGUGGAGUCUGGCUCCCGCACCGUUCUGGCUGUCAUGGGAGAAGAGGAGACGGUGAAUAAAGUCACCGGCAGUCUGAACCUGCUCUGA
Molecule: messenger RNA, 480 nt
Organism: Menidia menidia (Atlantic silverside)
Lineage: Eukaryota; Metazoa; Chordata; Actinopteri; Atheriniformes; Atherinopsidae
Source: the annotation of a GenBank genome assembly